AUGGACGAGGCCACAUAUGUUAUUCCUCAAGUAUCUGAACUUGCUAUGGACCUAAUUGAAGAGGUGAAAAAAAUUAAAGGAAAAGAAAAGAUUUAUGCGGAUAAGGCUUUUGAUGAUAAUGGUGUAUUCAAAGUGGAAGUGGAUGUCUUGGAGGUUGUUUUUCGAGGCAGUCUUAAUUAUUCCCUAUCGGAACAGAAGAAAGAAUCAGUGGCAAGGAAUGGAAAGAGUAAGUUAGUUAUCAACAAGUCCAAGGAGAUGAGGGGAGAUGAUUCCGAUCGAUCAUGGCGGUUGUUCACCUCCGAAGAUAUGAUUCAAGGAUACAAACCUAAGGCUGUUAGAAAAAGGAAGACAUAUGCUAAUAAAGAAAAUGUUGUUGGCAAUUCAAAGAAUAGAUUCACUUAUCCUCUGUCUCCGUUUAGUUCACUAUCAGCUGUGCGUAGGAAGAUGAGUAAUGUUACACGAUCUCCAUUGUCUACAAUAACAAAUGUUUUUGAGGAUUCAAGUUUGAAGAUUCAAAAUUCUAUACUGGAAAAGAAGAAAAUUUCUUUAGAAGAAGCAACAAGAUCACUCUUCACAGAAAAGACUGUAGAGGAAUUUGAUCCCAGGAUCCUUUUACCUGAUGAGGAGUGUAGGACAAGUCAACCUCCUGUGUUUUCAGAUGAUUCUAGCACUGAUGAUGACUAUAACCCAUCAUCUGAUCCGGACAGUGACAGUGGGGAUGAAUGUUCUUUUGAUGGAGAUAUUGAAGUAAACAAGGCAAUUCCAAAGGAAUAUGCAAGCCUUGGCAGUCCAGACGCAUUGUGUUCAAAGUGUGGCGCCCGUAUGUGGAAGGAAGAGAGAGUGAAUAAAAAUGUUACCAAGGGAGCUCCUAUAUUCUCCACAUGUUGCAAGAAGGGUGAAGUUAAACUACCACCAUCACCCCCUACUCCUGCAUACUUACUAGAUCUUUACAACUGUAAUGCACGUGGUCUAGCGUUUGAAAGGAACAUCAGGCUUUAUAAUUCUAUGUUUGCCUUUACAUCAAGUGGUGGUCAUGUUGAUCAUUCUAUUAAUAAUGGUAGAGGCCCUUAUGUUUAUCGUCUCAAUGGUCAAAACCAUCACGUGUUUGGGCAGUUGAUACCAGAUAAUGGGGAAGAUCCAAAAUUCUGCCAGCUUUACAUCUAUGACACGGGGAAUGAAGUCAACAACCGCCUCCGGUGGGUCAAUGUAGCUGAUAACCAGGAAGUGGAUGAGGAUGUUGUUCAGGGUCUCAUACAGAUGCUUGACCAGACUAAUGAGUUGGUGCAUAAAUUUCGGAUGGCACGUGAUCGCUGGGAAAAAGAUCACAUGGUCGAUUUGAAAGUGGAGUUGAAAGUUUGCAGAGCACAAAGUGGAAGAGAAAACCACAUAUCAUCUUCUGAUGAGGUUGCUGGAAUAUUGGUUGAAAUUUGGUGGUUUGCAGAGGAUUUCUUAUAUUCACCCAAAAUUGAUGUCACUUCAGUAUCCUUUGCUAUUUCCUUGCGGAGAAGAUGGUUACGACGACAAGAUACCCUUCCAGUCUCCGAAAAGAACUCGCGCAAGGACUGUGAUAUGAUAUCUUUGAAAGAUUAUUAUUGUUACAGGUUUCAAGUUCGACCAAAUGAAGGUUACACACCACGUCUAGGUGGCAGACUUUUUCAGCAAUAUAUGGUUGAUGAAUUCUCUACUAUCGAGCAAACACGGUUGUGGUGGUUCAGGACACAUCAGACUACACUGCGCAAUGAGUUGUAUAGUCAUAUUUGUGAUUCUUUGCGCAAGGGUGAUUCAAACUCUGCCACAGUAGGCAAAGGUGUAAUACUACCAGCUGGAUAUGUUGGAUCCAAACGUUAUAUGCAACAAAAUUUCCAAGAUGCCCUUGCUGUCUGUCGCCACGUAGGACAUCCAGAUAUUUUCUUGACAAUGACAUGUAACUCAAUGUGGGAUGAAAUACAGCGGAUGAUGACUUAUGUGCCAGGAUGCACUCCUGCAAAUUCUCCCGACAUUGUAUCAAGAGUUUUUAGAUUGAAGCUUGAGCAGUUAACAAAUGAUAUAAAGAAGAAAUCGUUUUUUGGCAAAUGUAUUGGAGUAAUGUAUGUUUUCGAAUUCCAGAAAAGAGGUUUGCCGCAUGUUCACAUGUUAAUUUGGUUGGACUCUGCUUCUAAAAAGUAUCUCAAAGAAAAUGUUGACAAAUUUGUGUCUGCUGAAAUUCCGGAUCCUAUCAAAGAUCCGGCAGGUUAUGCUGUUGUCAAAGCGUUUAUGAUCCAUGGGCCAUGUGGUUUGGAAAACACUAAAUCUCCUUGCAUGAAGAAUUUAAAGUGUAUAAGACAUUUCCCUAAGAAGUACUGCUCCCGGACCAUCUUUGACGAAAGUGGAUUCCCUGUAUAUAUGAGGCGUAAGCAAAAUAUUACAGUCAAAGUAAGGAAGGCAGAGUUGGAUAAUCAAUGGGUUGUCUCGUACAAUCGUGAUUUAUUGGUCAAGUACCAAUGUCACAUGAACAUUGAGAUUUGUUGUCAUGCACGCAGUAUCAAAUAUUUAUUUAAAUAUUGCCUUAAAGGACAUGACACUGCGACAGUUCACGUGACUGGGAGGCGUAAGAAAAAACUUCCUCAAAAUCCUGAUGAGCCAGUUGAUGAAAUUCAAGCGUAUUUUGAUGGACGUUAUGUUUGUGGAGCAGAGGCGGCAUAUAGAAUAUUCAGCUUUCCAAAACAUCACAGAACACUCUCUGUUGAAAGACUACCAUUUCAUUUACCUGGCCAAAAAAGCUGCACCUUUCAUGCUAAUGAAAACUUGGGAAAAGUUGCAGACAAAGAAAAAGAUCGAUUGAGUAAAUUAGAAGCUUUAUUUCUUCUAAACAGGUCUGAUCCAAAUGCGAAUUCUUACACGUAUGAUCAAAUACCCCAACACUACGUCUGGAAUGAUGGUAGCCGAAGGUGGACUCCAAGGAAAAAAGGACAGCAGAUUGGCCGGCUGACAUAUACUCAUCAUAGCAGCGGUGAAAUAUGGUAUCUCCGCAUGUUAUUAACCAAGGUACAAGGUCCUACUUCAUUUGAAAUGUUAAAAACUGUAAAUGGUGUACAGUUUAAUACAUUCCGUGAUGCAUGUAAAGAAUACGGGUUGCUUGACGACGACAACGAAUGGCAUGUAGUUUUAGACCAGUGUGCUGCUGGUGGUUUGCCACCUCAAAUACGGCAAUUGUUUGUUCAUAUUAUUAUGAAUUGUAAAGUCACUGAUCUUGCCAACCUGUGGGACAAGCACUGGAAUCAAAUGGUUGAUGAUAUAUUAUUGAAGAGGCGUCAAAGAACCGAGAAUUCCACCCUUAUUCUCAAUGACAUGCAACUUCAGUAUUAUGCUCUUGCAGAAAUUGAUGACUUGCUCCGUUCUGUUGGCAAGAGUUUGAAGAACUACACUCAGUUGCCACAACCCCCUACAAGCUAUUUACAUAUUGGUACCAAUAAUUUAAUUCUAGAGGAAACAAACUACAAUCUUGGGGAGAUGGCUGCUGAGCACCAGAAGCUGCUUUCCAGUUGCAACAACGAGCAGCUAAGUGUAUACAAAGCUGUAAUGAAAUCUGUUGAAUCUAAUGAAGGGGGUCUUUUUUUCCUUUACGGGAGCGGAGGUUGUGGAAAGACCUAUGUUUGGAGAACCUUGAUUGCGAAACUUAGAUCUCAAGGUGACAUAGUUCUUCCUGUUGCUUCUUCUGGGAUAGCAGCAACACUUUUACCCGGUGGUAGAACUGCGCACUCUAGAUUCAAAAUCCCCAUUGUGCUUGAUGAUUACUCACUUUGCAAUAUAGCUCACAACUCAGACAUAGCUGAGCUGAUUAGGCAGACAAAACUAAUCAUUUGGGAUGAAGCACCUAUGCAACAUAGCUAGGUAUG
Daucus carota subsp. sativus is the source of this 3875-nucleotide messenger RNA. RefSeq lists its product as uncharacterized. The coding region runs from base 1 to 3870 and encodes 1289 amino acids. Gene Ontology annotation, biological process: telomere maintenance; DNA repair. The transcript is spliced from 12 exons. The record is from RefSeq and is a predicted model, not a curated record. NCBI's taxonomy places the organism in Eukaryota, Viridiplantae, Streptophyta, Magnoliopsida, Apiales, Apiaceae. Gene Ontology annotation, molecular function: DNA helicase activity.